This is a messenger RNA of Ricinus communis (castor bean), 6024 nucleotides long. RefSeq lists its product as uncharacterized. Lineage: Eukaryota; Viridiplantae; Streptophyta; Magnoliopsida; Malpighiales; Euphorbiaceae. The transcript has 4 exons. Bases 511 to 5676 code for a protein of 1721 amino acids. The record is from RefSeq and is a predicted model, not a curated record.
AUCAACUUUCUUCCUUUCUUAUUCAAUCUCUAUUAUGACGUCUUUCUCUUCUUUUUGUACCGCCCCAUUCCUUCUUCUCUGUCAAAUAACACAAAUUUAAUACCCAAUUGACACUUAGAAACACAGAAAGAAAGCUCUUUUGUAUAGCUGUUGCUGAGCCAAAAACAAAAGUUUCCCAAAAAGAAUAAAUAGAUUAGCUAAAGGAAGAAAAAGGGGAGAAAAGAAAGAAGAGAAAAAAGGGACAAAAGCAAAGGAAUCCCAUUUCAUCCUCUUUCAAAUCCUUCUCUUUUAAUAUAACUCUUGAUCUCUGUUUUAAUCUGGGUAAGGUUUUUCUUCCCUCAAUUCAUUUUGUUUCCCUGGAAGAAAAUUCUCAAACUUUGACCACAAUCCCAUCUUUUUCUCUGAAUGUAAGCCUGUCAGGUAUUGAAUUUGAUCAUCAUCGGAUUGCUCUGCUUGGUUGGAUUUUAUUUUUCUUGAGAUUGUGAUUAUAAACAGAGUGAGAGAGAAAGAAUGGGUCUUGAUGCAAUGCGAAUUAGAGUUGAAAUCAAGAGAUUUUUGGUCAUUUCGAUUAGGACAUGUUACAAAUCAGUGUGUAAACACCCAUUUCUUGUUGGGUUUGUCUGUUUCUUGAUAUUUCUGUACAAAUCAUUUCCUUUUUUGUUUUCCCUUUUAGUCUCUGCAUCCCCUAUUUUGGUUUGUACUGCUAUUUUGCUCGGUACUUUAUUGAGUUUUGGAAAACCGAAUAUACCUGAAAUUGAAAAGGAGAAAGAAGAAGAAGUUGCAGACGAGGUCUCUUCUCUAAAAACAGGUAUUAUAGGGGAUGCCACUGUUGUUGUUGAAAAAGAUGAGAGCUAUUUUGUAGAGAGUUUUGUAGGGAAGAGAAAGGAGACAUCAGAGGAAGCCAUUGGAGAAGACAGUUGGGAGAAGAAUGGAGUUAGUAAGAUUGAGGGAGAGGAUGGUUUAGGUGGCUAUCUGCCACUUGUUGAUGAGAAUACUCUGGAGAUCCAAUUUGAGAAGCAAGUAAUUGAAGCUGAGAGAGAAUUUGAUGAUUUGAAAUUGGAGAAGAAGAGGGAAAUUCACGAGGAAAGACAGCAGAUGAAUGACGUCUUGACUGAGGGCAAGGCUGCUGAAAGUCUUUAUUCUUUGAUUUCGAAUGGGGGAAAUGAGAAUCUUCAAGUUGAAGAUGAUAAGUCCCCGGGAGGAUUUAUUGAAGCUGAACAUGAUGAUCACUUAAAUUUACAGCAUUUAUCGUGGAAACGGGCAAAUGAUAAUGAUGAAGAGGAGGAUGAGGAUGAGGAGGAGGAGGGUUCUGAUUCUGGGUCUGAUGGGGCGGAGAGCUCCUCUCCAGAUGCUUCAAUGGCGGACAUUAUUCCAAUGCUUGAUGAGCUCCACCCGCUCUUACAUGAGGGAGAUCCACAGCCAGCUCAUAUAUCUGAUGAUGGAUCUGAUGCCGCUUCAGAAGGGUCUCAUAAGAGUAGUGAGAGCAGUGUUGAGUCAGAUGAGGAUAUUGAAAACCAGGCAGAUGGAGAAGAAGAUGGUGACGAUGAUAAUGACAAUGAGGAAGAAGAUGAAGAAGCACGAGGAGGCAAAGAAGAUGAGAGUAAAUCUGCAAUCAAAUGGACAGAGGACGAUCAAAAGAAUCUCAUGGAUUUGGGAACUUCAGAGAUUGAAAGAAACCUACGUCUGGAGAAUCUUAUUGCCAGGAGAAGAGCUCGUAAAAGCAUGAGACUGAUGGCUGAGAAGAAUCUUAUAGACUUGGAUGGGGCUGAUCUUCCCCUUAAUAUUCCACCUAUUUCUACAACAAGACGCAACCCCUUUGAUCUUCCUUAUGAUUCUUUUGAUGAUGUUCCUGGGUCUGCUCCAUCUAUAUUGUUGCCAAGACAUAACCCAUUUGAUAUUCCUUAUGAUUCAAAUGAGGAAAAACCUGAUCUUAAAGGUGAUAGUUUUCAGCAAGAGUUCUCAGCAUUUCAUCAUAAGGAACCAUUCUUUAGAAGACAUGAGAGUUUCAAUGUGGGAUCAUCAAUUCUGGGAGCUGUCAAGCAAGAGAGGCAAGAUCUUCGGUGGAAACCUUAUUUUGUACCUGAACGAUUUGCCACUGAGGAAACAAGCUAUCGUGCCUUCCAACGGCAAUUAAGUGAAGCUAGUGAGUCAAAAUUGAGCUCAGUUCCUGAUACUGAAUCAGUGAGUUCAGCUGUGGAGGAGGAGGACAAGAAGCUCAAUGAAGAAGAUGAUUUUAUAGAAACAGAAAUGAUCUCCAGUGUGGAACAUGCUUCUGUCCUCGUUCAACGUGGAAGCCUGUCAUCUGAAGAUGUUGACCCUCUGGACAUUGGAAACAUUGAAGAGAGAGAUGCUCACCACGAUGAGGAUGAAAUUACACUUGGGGAUGUUGAAAACCACAACGAACUGGAUUCGAGUUUGUCUACAUUGGGAGGGACAAGUCCUGUAGAACUUAAUACAAGAGAAAUUCUUCUGCGAAUGGAACCAGGAGAUGAGGAGUACAGCAGUAGAUCAAGCCUAUCAUCAUUGUCUGAAGUGGAUGAAAAGAUAUCUGAUGUGAAGGGGUCACCGAUUCCGGAGCAAAGCUAUGGUCAGACUGAGGAUUCUCAUGUUUCAACCCAAGCUUCACUUGAUACAGAUUUUCAUUUUCUGAGUGAGGUGGCAGAUGAAAAUGGACAUAGGGUGCUUGUUCUAGAGCCAAGGGGCAAUCCUACUGGAGAAUCCACAAUGCAAACCUCAUUCGAAUCAGAUUUUCAUUUUACAAGUUGUGUGGAGGAAAGCAAUAGAUGCAUAGAGCGUGUUUCGGAGCCAACAGAUGGUCAUAUUGGGGAUUCUAGCAUUUUAUUGCAAGCUUCAAUAGAUUCAGAUUCACAUUCGAGUGAGGUGGUGGAUAACGUUGAACAUAAGGAGCCUGUUCUGGAGACAAGAGGCAGUCUUAUUAGUGAAUCUGGCAUUAUAACACAAACUUCAGUUGAGUUAGAUUUCCAUUUUACAGGUGUGGCGAUGGAUGACAAUCAACAUAAGGAGCCUGUUUAUGAUUCAAGCCCCCAGGCAGUUGACAAGCUGCCCUCUUUCUUAUCCAUCUCUUCUGAUACACAAGGAGAGGUGUCAGAAACUAAUUCACCUCCAAUGUUGGCUGAAUUUGUAGGUAAAGAAUCUGAAGUGCAUACUGAAAGCAUAGAAAAAGAUGCUUCUGAUUACAAAGAGUCGCAUGAAGGCUCUUCACAAAAAUGCUCUCUAGAGGAAAAUGAAUCAAGAGUUGCAGAAUCUGAGCAUGAUGUUAAGGAGGUUAGGUUGGCAGGGGAUGAUCUAACAUUUAAUAGUCAAAAUGGCCAAAAUGGGUUUAUGAAGCGAGAAUCAGCAGUUGAGCAUGAGGCAGUUGAUUCGCCUCCAUCAUCAAGUGAUGGAUCUGUAAAGGAAGGUCUAGUGCACAAUCAAAAAGGGUUCAAUAACAAGCUGGAUCAACUCGAGUCAUCAAGUCUUAAUGCAGAAACAACUCUUGUCCCUCACCAAGAUGAAAUUGAGAAGUUGGAUUCUUCCUCUUCUAGUGAUUGUGUGGCUUCUGCAGAGACAAUUUUGGAUGCACUAGAAGAACAACAUCCUCCAGUUGCAGUUGAAGUUUCAGCGAACUCCAAAUUAUCAUCUUCAGAAUCUGAAUCUCAAAUCCCUUCAAGUGUUGAUGCACAGAUCCGUGUCAACAAUUGCCAAGCUACAGUUGAGAAGUUAGAUUUGGUGGUUUCAGGCACCAGAGUGAUGCCUUCUGAUGAUUUAAAGUUGGUAAAUGAGGAACGACAGCCUGCAGUGAUAGCUGAGCAAGUUUUACAGGCUAAUCCAGAUACAUCUUCUUCAGAGAUUAAGGAUGUGGAGGAGCUUUCGUUCAGGAAGGUAGAAAAUCCGAUGCAGUCAUCAAGUUCUGAUGCAAUUAUUGCUGCUGAUCUGCUUGAAGAUGCAGAUGUGAAGCUUGUUUCCUCAGGAUCUAGUUAUGAACAUGUGUCUUCUGAAGCAAAGUCCUCAUUUGAGUUGGAGAAACAGUUGUCUUGGUCAGAUAAAGCCAUUGUCGGACAAUCCCUUACUGACCAUGACGUAUUCGAGGGACCAUCUAUUAUCCCAGCAGAGUCUACAGCAGAAGUGAAAAUUGAAAAUAAUGUAGAUGUGCCUGAAGUGUUUUAUCAUGAGACAUCUGAAUCUGCCUCAGUUCCUCAACAAAGCCUGGAAUAUGAAUCGAAGGCCGAUGAAGUUGAUUUCAUAGAUAAUAUCCUUGAUAAGAUUGUCUAUGAAGACAGUAGGCUUAUCUUAAAAGGCCCUGAUUAUUCAGCAGAAGCACAUAGGUCUUCUGUUGUUGAGGAAAAUAUCAAUCAAGAUGAAGAUGAGAUAAAGGAGAUUGAUGAAGGAUUGUUGUCAGAACUAGAUACAGUUGGGGACUUCAGGGUCAAAGAAGUAGUUGGUGAGUCUCUUCAUAAUCAACAAAUACAGAAUUAUGAUUACAGUUUGUUAUCAACAGAUUCAAGUGCGGCAGAGAUUAAACCAGAACUCCCAGUUCUUGAAGUUAGAUCAGUUAUAGAUAUUGACUUGGCUUUUAAGCAACUUCAUGAAGGAGUAGAUGUUGAGGAGGUCAUCCUUCCAAGUAUGGUUGAGGAUCAACCAGUUGAUGAUGAAUAUAGGGUUCCUGAGGAAACCAACUCCUACUUGCCAGCCACUGAAGCAAGUUCGUUGGAAGAUAUUCAUGUUGCUAUAAAGCAAUAUUCCAAAGGGAAUAGUGAAGAGAUGUCAAAACAGUCUGAUUUAAAAGAAGGGUCAGCAAAAGUAAAUGAAGCAGGUUCUAGCAGUUCUAUGAGAGAGCUCCCAGUUCUUGAAAUUAGAACGACCAAUGAUAUUGACCUGGCUUUCAAGCAACUUAGUGAAGGUGUGGAUGUGGAGGAGGUAAUCCUUCCCAGCACCAUUGAGCAGAAUGUAGUUGAGAAUGAACCCAGAGAUACUCACCGCUCCUAUUUUAAUCUGCCAAUUGUUGAAGCAAGAUCUCUGGAAGAUCUUUAUAUUUCCAUGAAGCAAGCCUCAGAAGAGAAUAUUGAAGAGAGGUCAAAACCAUCAGAUUUGAAUGAAGGCGCAUCGAAAGUGUGUGAAGUGGAUUCUAGCUGUUCUACUAAGGAGCUUCCAGUUCUUGAAGUUAGAACAGCUGAUGAUAUUGAUCUGGCUUUCAAGCAACUUAGUGAAGGUGUGGAUGUUGAGGAGGUAAUACUUCCCAGCACACUUGAGCAGCAUAUAGGUGUAAAUGAAUCCAGAGAUUCUCAACAAUCCAGUUCAGACUUGCAAGUCCUUGAAGCAAGAUGUCUGGAAGAGCUUCAUAUUGCCAUGACCCAAGUCUCACAGGGUAAUAUUGAGGGGCCACCACAGUCGUCAGAUCCCACCAAAGAGACUGUAUCAAGGGCUUUAGAAGUGAAUAAAAUGGGUCUUGCCAAGGACACUGUAUCAAGUGCUGAAGUGGGUUUUAUCCAGACGAGUGGACGGAGUACCAAAGGUACUAGUGCCGAGGCUCCUCAUUCACCAAAUGAUGGAUUUGAUGAAACAUCUGGAGUUUCAAGUUUGAGCAUGGCAGAUACAGAAGGUGAGAAAGCAAUGAAAAAAUCUGAUAGAUUGAGCUCUAGUUCAAGCUCAAGCUCAAGCUCCAGUGGUUCAGAUUGAAAAUGAGAAUUGAAGGAGAGUAUAGUGAUACAAGUUUUGUGGUUUGAGUUUCCCUUUGUUGUGAGAUCAUAUGGGAUUUUUUGUUUUCAUAGUUUGGUUUCCUAUAUUGUUUAUUUAUUGGUAGUUGGUUUUUGUUUACCUUCUCAUUUGAUUGAUCUCUUCAAGGAUGAGUUUUGGUUUGGAUUCUUGAAGUGUUUCUUUGUUUUUUUUUUCCUCAUUUUCUAGCUUCAAAGGGUGAGCAGUUUGAGGGUUUUUGGGAGAAAAGUUUGAAAUAUUUGCAGAUUUGUAAAUUGCAUUUGUAGAAUUAAUGAUUUGAUAAAUGCCAGAUGUAUAUUAUUUUUUUGUCAA